Molecule: messenger RNA, 1878 nt
Organism: Dendronephthya gigantea
Lineage: Eukaryota; Metazoa; Cnidaria; Anthozoa; Malacalcyonacea; Nephtheidae
Product: putative histone-lysine N-methyltransferase PRDM6
Exons: 5
Coding region: 262-1563 (433 amino acids)
Cellular component (GO): nucleus
Molecular function (GO): protein binding
Source: RefSeq, a predicted model, not a curated record
ACAGCCAACCAGCGUCCAAGUUUCAAAACAAUAAAACACAUGCAAGAGAGGAGUUAUAACCUGAAAUUUUAUUUAUUAAUGACUGUUGAAUUAUUGAAAACGAACAAAAAUUUACAAUUGUUUUAAGAAAAGGACUUUAGCGUUCGACCUCACAGCAGAGAAGCGAAUUAGGAGCGAAUUGUUGGCUUAUUUAAGUUUGACAUUGACAAAUAUACAUCUUGACAGUGUCGCAGCAACCCACAGACCUUAAACAGUUGAAUCAUGGCAGAUCACGAGGAACUAUCAAAGGCCACAAAAAUCCAUCCCUCGGGAGUCUUUACUUCCGAACAUCUACGAUCUUAUCUCUAUGGACAUAAAAAAGUGCAGCUUAUUGACACAACAAAGAUACAGAAGGAAAGGAUAAAACAUCUUCAUAUUAAUAAAGAACCAAAAGGAAAUUCAUGGUGUGAUAUAUGCAAUGAAAACCCUGAAGACUGUCCAAUGCAUGGACCACUGCACUCCCUAAGAAAACUUGUCAAUCAAAGUCAGGUUGAUUCACCAAUUGAUUACAGUGCAAUAUUGAAGUUUCCGGAUGAAGUAGGUCUGUGCACAUCUAGUAUCCCUGGAAUCGAGUAUGGAGUGUGUGCCAAGGCCACUAUACCUUCUGGGACAUGGAUUGGUCCCUAUGAAGGAAAACUAGUACGACCUGAGCAGAUCAAGCGAAGGACGGAGACUGAGUAUAUGUGGGAGAUCUUCCAUGAUGGUCAAGUGAGUCAUUAUUUAGACGCAAGAGAUGAAUCAAACUCAAGUUGGAUGCGUUUCAUUCGUUGCGCUCGUCAACGUUUUGAACAAAACAUGGUGAUAUUUCAAUAUCAUGGUUGUAUCUAUUACAGAACUACGAAAGAUGUCAAAGUAGGCGAAGAACUACUGGUCUGGUAUGACAGUCGAUAUUCAUUGAUUUUUGGUAUUCCUGUAGCGUUGAAUGAGACCGGAAGUAGAGGUGUCAACCCACCAAAGGGUAUUGUGACGCAAGAACGCAUUUACGGGAAACGUCGAAACAGCGAUGUUGACACAGCGUCAAACAAGAGGAUAUCAGUUGAUAAACAUAGUACGAGUGUCAGUAAAGUUGGUACAAUGAUGGAUAAAAGUAUUUCACCGGUGAAUGCGCAGACGAACAAAGCCAGUACAGCGGUUGUUAAACAAGAACCUAAAGGCUCAACAGACGGUGUCCCACAGUCGGCUUUGAAUUACAGGAACUCUAUGUAUCAUAGAGGACGUUGGUAUACAUUACCCAGUAAUGAGGGAACAUCUGAGGCUAGUCGUUGUUCAAAGUGCAUGAAAGGUUUUAAUAAUCGUGAAACUUUCUUGCUACACAAUUGUUCAAAGUCAACUAAGAACUACACAUGUGCAUACUGCGAUCGUGCCUGCGCCACUUUAACUGAACUAGGUGAGCACAUGGAAGAUCACGUGAACGAGAGGCCAUUUAAAUGUAGUUUUUGUCCACGCAGCUUUAAUAAUUCCAUUGCACUUGAUUUACAUGUGCGUAUACAUGGUCGUCAUGUUGGAGACAAAUCACGUGCUUAAGAUGACGUCACGCGAAUUUCAAUCCUAAAUAAGGAAGAUUCUCUACAAUGUAACAAGAUGGAGAGUCAAUUACUUCGCAAUCAUAGAUUGAAUAUUCCAAGAUACGACGGGGAGGCGGAACCUGCAAUCACCCGACUUCUGCCUGCGACUAUUUAUAAUAUAGGAUUGACCAAAAACCCGGUGCGGAGUAAUGCGGUUAACAGCGGGUUUCUAGUGGACAGUAUAGGAUAGUAAUUAGAUUGGGGGUUUUAAUAGAGAAAAAAUUUAUAUUCAUUCAGGUUUUUAUAGUUCAGUUUUAAAGGCAGAUGGAGCGUU